AUGAAUUCGAAAGGGUGUUUUCGUGUUCUUCUCAUCUUCUUCAUGAGCUUCGAUCACAUUCUUGGAAGUGCAACUUACAAGUCCAUAAUUUGGGAUCAUGAAAAUCCACUGUUUAAAAAUGAUUGCCCCUCAGGGAAGCCCAAGCUCUUCAAUGUGGAAGCUAAUUCAAAAAUCAAUUUUGUGUGUCCAAAUGUAGCCACGAUGAUGGACUCAACUUUGAGGGAAGUUACAAAAGCAAACAGGUAUGAGAACCUUUGGCUGGUACACAACAGUGCUGCCUUCGAUGGUUGUAAUGUUAUGCAGGAUCCAAGGCAUUUCAUGCUCAUGCGCUGUGAAGACCCCACAUCACUUCAGUUUCGCACCGUCAUAUUCCAACGGUAUUCAGCUGAACAUCAUCUUACAUUUCAGAAAGGAAAAUCCUACUUCUUCAUCUCAACAUGUAAUGGGAAGAUGUCCUCAGUGAACAACAAAGUAGGAGGACACUGUUAUGGAACAGCAAAUGGUGGCUUCAUGAAAAUUGAAAUGCAUGUUUGUAAGGAUGAAGAUACUGCUUGCCUUGAAAAUGUCGGCAAGCCACAUUGCCAGGAAGAGCCUUCAUCCUCACAUGUUCUGAAUACUGAAACAGUACCACAUACUGCUGCAGUUUCAUCAUACACUCAAUCUCCCACUGAAGGAAAAACAAAUCCCUGCAAAGAGGUUUUAAAUCUAUUAGUAAAGAAAGGGGCUACAGAUUCUGAGAGUGAAGAUAAGUGCAAAAUUUGGAAGAUUGCUGUUGCGUGUUCUUCUGGUAUUUCCAUUGCUGCGUUUUUCUGUUUGUGUUGCAAAUGUUUUUGCCCCUUAAAUUCUUCUCAAAAUUCUACGCAGGAAAAAGCGAAUGAAGCGCCCGGAUCAGUAUGACGUGAAAGUAGAAUCUUCCAAAAGACCUGGUUUGGAAAAUGAUGGUUUUAAAAGAAAGACUGAUGCUGACUCGCUUAAAAAAAAGGGGGUCUUACAUCAGACGUGAAUGAGGGUCUCAAAAUAAAAACUGGUGGCCAGUAGUGGUGUAACUAUUCAUAUUCCUUACGAUUCGACUCAAUUCGAUUACUACCUUAAGCUUUCGAUAUCGAUUAUUUCAAUUCAAUUAAGCAAAAUAUUAAUGUUUUUUUUUUUUAAUUCUUACAACAUGAUACACAAUGUAGACAACAUACAACCCGAAACCCUCAAUUUGAGGAUACACUGUACGAUAGUAAUAGGAACAUUAUUAAUCUAUAACAAGGAUGCAAUAAAAAAAAAUGCAAUUUUUUAGUGUUCUUCUUUCUAGAUCUAGAGCACUCUCACAUUUCUAAAAAAAUUGACUUGUCUAAAUGUUCACUACGCAAGCAUGACCUCUGAGCAGACACAAGGUCACCUGCAGAAGAGAAAACUCUCUCGCUCACCAGUGAUGUAGCAGGGACACAUCUUUAGGCCAACUUUGACAAAAUAGGGUAUUUGAGCUAAUUUGCUUUCCACCGCGACAAUGGAUUAGAGUUAAAUGGCAUGGUUUCUUUAACUUUGUAACUGGCUAACUCUGACUUAACUAUCUGAAACAAUGACUUCCCAGGAACAAAUUGAGUUACGAAAACAUCUCCAAGAAGAUCAUCCAAGGCAGAUUUCCUCUCCUUAUCUAGUUGGCAAGUGCGGCGGUGGAUCACUUGCGAGGAGAACAGUUGUUUCUCUACGGGAACGAGCACAUGCAUCCUCCAGAAUUUUGGACUCGGCAAAGUGGGCAGCUAUGGCUGUUCUUGCAUAGGAGCCUUGUUUGCCUCAGUCUUCACUUAUGAGCAUAGAGAAGUUGAUCAUCAUUUGACAUGUUUGUAACUCAGAAUUGAAUAUUAAAAGGCAUGUUCAUUUAAAAACAAGUCAAUAC
This is a messenger RNA of Pocillopora verrucosa, 1885 nucleotides long. The record is from RefSeq and is a predicted model, not a curated record. Lineage: Eukaryota; Metazoa; Cnidaria; Anthozoa; Scleractinia; Pocilloporidae.